Messenger RNA from Pelecanus crispus (Dalmatian pelican), 314 nucleotides. The record is from RefSeq and is a predicted model, not a curated record. NCBI's taxonomy places the organism in Eukaryota, Metazoa, Chordata, Aves, Pelecaniformes, Pelecanidae.
CUAAUGAUGAAGAACUAAAGAAAAGAAUAGCUGAAGAACUGGCAUUAGAACGAGCCAGGAGAGACUCUGAAGCUCAAAAGAGAAGAUUGAAACAAGAACAAUCGUAUGUACGCGAUGAGUUUGGCAAACUUCUGGAACGAGAAAGGAUUUCUUCAAAUGAACAUUUGACUCGAGCCAUUCUUCGAGAGAGAGCUGCGACAGAAGACGAGCGUCAGAAGGCACAGCGUUUUGCCAAGCAGCUGGAAGAGAAAGACAGAGAACUGAAGAAGCAUGAUGCCUACUACAAAGAGCAGCUGGCUCGACUGGAGGAAAGG